AUGGUUUGGUUUAACCAUUCAACGCUGACAUUUUACCCACGAUAUUUUUGAAGUUUAACUGAAGCAAACACCUUCCUUUCCUCGUCUUCAUGGCGUAUUUUCACUACUUUCAAACACAAAAUGAACCACUUGCACUUCGAUUUAAUGAAACCACGUUUCUGAAGUUGAUCAUUCCAGGCAACUCUUCAUGUUGUAAAAAACAAGCAAGUUUUGCACUGAAGGUGUUUGAUGAAUUGUCUCUGAGAGUUUGUUAUGCAAGACAAGUGUUUGUUUUGCAUUCAAGCUUUGCACUGAAGGUGUUUGAUGAUUUGUCUCUGAGAUUGUGUUAUGCAAGACAAGUUGUUGUUUGAGAAAUUUGUUGAUAAAGUUAGAUUUUUGUGUUGUGCAUGGCAAGCUUUUCACCGUCUUCUAAUGCUCCACCUGUUAGUGAUCCUGCAUUGUCCCCCGGGGGGUUGUUUUCUUCACCACCAGCUCCGUCUCAGUUACCGCCUUCAACAUUCCCACAAGACUUACCACCACCUCCUUUUGUUGAUCCUCCACCAGCUGCUGUCGUAGCUCCUUCAAGACCGCCCAUAUCCGCUGCACCUCCACCAACCGAUUCCCCAACUCCAUCAGUUGGUUCUCCACUACCUCCAUCACCAACCCCACCAGCCGAUUCUCCAACACCACCGUCACCUAUCCCACAAGCCAAUUCUCCAUCACCACCAUCACCAAUUGGUCCAAUCACACCAGCUGAUUCUCCACCACCACCAUCUCCAAUCCCACCAGCCACUACUCCACCACCACCAUCACCGAUCACACCAGCCGAUUCUCCACCACCACCAUCACGAAUCUCACAAGCCGAUUCUCCACCACCACCACCACCAUCACCAAUCCCGCCAGCCAAUACUCCACCACCAUCAUCACCAAAACGACCAACCAAUUCUCCACUGCCGCCAUCGCCUCCAUCAUCACCUAGCCCUGCAGCUAGUUCCCCACCAUCACCACCACCACCAGCUACAUCACCCCCUAAAUUCCCACACACACCACCAUUUAAUCCACAGCCAGGUUCACCUCCAUCACCACCACCACCACCUACACCACCACCACCACCUACAUCUUCCCCUAAAUUCCCACACACACCACCAUUUAAUCCACAGUCGGGUUCACCUCCAUCACCAUCUUUUAGUCCACCACCAAUCCAACCUCCACCAUCAUCAGUUCCGCCUCCACUUCGACCAAUCUUAAGCCCUCCACCACAUACACCAUCUCAGAGACCUCCUACGAAUUCAUCAUCACCGCCAAUAAUCACAAACGCUCCUCCUCCACCCCUCUCCACAAAUCCAUCAUUGCCACCAGUAACAAUAGCUUCCCCUCCUCCCUUUAGACAACCGGCUCCGUCACCUUCAAAAGUCUCAAUAACACCAUCCAGCAAUGGAGGCAUUGGUACUGGAGGUAUCGUAGGAAUCACGGCUGUACUAGGCAUUAUACUCCUUACCAUUAUCAUAACAGUUUCAUGGUGUCUAUUCAAACGAAAGAAAAAGAUUGCUCGACACAAUGGGCUCUAUGGUUUGUCAACCUCGAUGGGCAAUUUAUCUCAGUCAACUCUACUAAAGAUACAAACAUCAGCAGUUGAGAUCGGAAACCUGUCUGCAAAUGGCUUCGUGUACAGUCCACAUGAAUCAACAUCAAAGUUUACAUAUGAAGAUCUUUUUGAGGCGACAAAUGGGUUUUCACCGCGUAAUCUUUUAGGUUCGGGUGGAUUUGGUUACGUUUACAAGGGAAUGUUAGCCGACGGGACGGAAGUCGCAGUAAAGGAGUUAAAGAUCGGAGGUGGACAAGGGGAACGCGAGUUCACCGCUGAGGUGGAAAUCAUUAGUCGAAUACACCAUCGUUAUUUGGUUUCACUUGUAGGUUACUGCGUCUCGGAGCACAAGAGGCUGCUUGUUUAUGAAUAUGUUCCUAACAACACACUUUACCACCACCUUCAUGUGUCGGAGCUGGUUUUAGAUUGGCCAACUCGCAUGAGGGUUGCUUCUGGUGCCGCACGCGGUAUUGCGUAUCUCCAUGAAGAUUGCAAUCCACGUGUUAUUCAUCGAGAUAUCAAAUCAUCAAAUAUCCUAUUAGAUAAGAACUUUGAAGCUCGGGUUUCUGAUUUUGGGCUUGCUAAGUUAGCUGCUGAUGUCACACAUGUGACAACACGCGUCAUGGGAACUUUUGGAUACAUGGCACCUGAGUAUGCUAGAAGUGGCAAUUUGUCUGAGAAAUCUGACGUCUUUUCCUUUGGAGUGGUUCUUUUGGAACUGAUCACGGGACGUAAACCUGUGGAUGCAUCUCAACGGUCGGGGGAUGAGGGGCUUGUUGAAUGGGCUCGGCCACUGCUUAGUCAUGCACUUGAAACCGAGGACUUUAAACUAUUGGUUGACCCAAGGCUCGGCAUAAACUUUGUACCAAACGAGAUAUUUCGCAUGAUUGAAGCUGCAGCUGCCUGCAUCCGACACUCAGCUACAAAAAGACCCCGCAUGGGACAGAUUGUUAGAGCUUUCGAGAAUCUGGAGACCGAAGAUCUAAACAAUGGGAUGAGAGUUGGAGAAAGUGAAAUAUACAACUCUGCCCAACAAUCUGCAGAGAUUAAACUGUUUCAAAGGAUGGCAUUUGGUAGUCAUAAUUAUAGCACAGAUUAUUUUACUCAAGGUAGCUGGGCCACUAAUAGUACCGACUGGUAGAUAUCAAGAUCCGUAUUCUUUUCACCGCCCUGGGUUUGACCCAUGACCCGAGCUGCUGAAGUUCGAAGAUGGUGUAUAGUAUGCAUAUUUUCUGUAACAUUUGUAGGGUUUCUUUACCCAACCCCAUUUUUUAUACAAUUAUUGUACAAGUGUAGUGCUCAUGAUGUCUUUUUGACUGUAUUGUGGAACAUGAAACUUGACUCAUUCUACAAUAAAAGAAUCUAAUUUGUUGAUGAAAAAAA
Messenger RNA from Helianthus annuus (common sunflower), 2947 nucleotides. Its product is annotated as proline-rich receptor-like protein kinase PERK9. Gene Ontology annotation, biological process: protein phosphorylation. The transcript is spliced from 9 exons. Gene Ontology annotation, molecular function: ATP binding; protein kinase activity. The record is from RefSeq and is a predicted model, not a curated record. Lineage: Eukaryota; Viridiplantae; Streptophyta; Magnoliopsida; Asterales; Asteraceae. The coding region runs from base 387 to 2705 and encodes 772 amino acids.